AUAUUUUACCACACCCUAUCAAACAGAAGAAAAAACGCACGGAAGCAAGGAAAAGGAAAAGAAAAGAAAAAUACACCCAGUCGUCAUGGAAGCCAAAUUCCGGUCAGAUACCGCAGGAAAGCCCAUAAGAUGCAGAGAUCAGUUGUUGCACGAUACAUGAUCCAACAGCUGCGGUAUGCAGAGGAGCUGGAGAGCCCCUAGUGAUAGAAGAGAUUCAAGUGGCCCCUCCCAAGUCUGGGGAGGUUCGAGUCAAGAUUAUUUGCACGUCCCUUUGUCACGGUGAUAUUAGCUUCUGGCGAUCAGAGUCCGGGCCAUUCUCAUUUUUCCCAGGAAUUUUUGGUCACGAAGCAGCCGGAUAAUUAUGCAUUUCUUUCCCAUCUCUGGAACUUGUUGCUUGCCACUAGCAUAUCUUCUUGACUGUGAAAUCGAAUUUUCUUGUGCUCUUGGUCAUAGGACUGUUGAGAGUGUGGGGGAAAAUGUGGUGGAAGUAAAAGCAGGGGAUUUAGUAGUACCAGUAGUGCAGAGGAACUGUGGAGAAUGCAGGGAUUGCAAAUUUAAGGGCAAUGCUUGCACCAAAUUCCCAGCUGCGUCACUCAAUGCGAUGCCAAGGGAUGGAAGUAGCAGGUUUUUGGACAAGGAUGGACAGCCUUUGCAUCACUUCCUUUUUGCUUCUAGCUUUGCUGAAUAUACUGUGGUGGAUGUGACGCAUCUUGUGAAAAUCAGCCCUGAGGUUCCGGUAGACAAAGCCUGCUUGCUCAGCUGUGGCGUGACCACGGGAGUUGGUGCUACAAUGAAGGCUGCACAGAUUGAGGAGGGCUCUACGGUAGCAAUUUUUGGACUUGGAACAGUGGGACUUGCGGUUGCAGAGGGAGCACGGAUACGUGGAGCUUCAAAAAUUAUUGGAAUUGAUAAGAAUCUUGAAAAAUUUGAAAUUGCUAAGAAGUUUGGAGUUACAGAUUUUGUUAAUCCUACUUCUUGCGGGAAAGAUUCAGUGAGCCAGGUAAUACGAGAGAUGACAGAUGGUGGUGCUGAUUAUUGCUUCGAGUGCGUUGGAUCAACUUCCCUCAUCAGGGAGGCUUUUGAUGGUUCUCGGCAGGGAUGUGGAAAGACUGUGAUAUUGGGUGCGGACCUUCAUGGCAGCCCGCUAAGCAUCCACCCUCUUGAGAUCCUUGCGGGGAAAAGUAUCAUGGGAGCUACUCUUGGAGGCAUCAAACCCAAACAAGAUAUUCCACACCUGGCUCAAAAGUAUCUAAAAAAAGAGCUACGUUUGGAUGGUUUCAUAACACAUGAAGUCAGCUUUGAGGAGAUCAAUAAGGCAUUUGAUUUGCUUCUCCAAGGGAAGAGCCUUCGUUGCAUUAUAUGGAUGAAUAGAUAGAACCCAUCCUACUGCAGUGUCGGCAAAAAGACACUUGAGAAUUUGCCAAUAAACAUGAUGGUAUUGACGGUUGAUAUCUAAAAAAAUUAUGUGAUCAUAAACUGUACGUUCUCAAUUUUGGCUUUCCGGGUUUCACUUUUAUUUGAUAAUCCAACCCAAAAGGGGGGAGAAAAUUUUAUGGGUUC
This is a messenger RNA of Coffea arabica (coffee), 1560 nucleotides long. Its product is annotated as alcohol dehydrogenase-like 1. The record is from RefSeq and is a predicted model, not a curated record. Gene Ontology annotation, biological process: formaldehyde catabolic process. Gene Ontology annotation, molecular function: alcohol dehydrogenase (NAD+) activity; S-(hydroxymethyl)glutathione dehydrogenase [NAD(P)+] activity; zinc ion binding. NCBI's taxonomy places the organism in Eukaryota, Viridiplantae, Streptophyta, Magnoliopsida, Gentianales, Rubiaceae. Gene Ontology annotation, cellular component: cytosol.